Molecule: messenger RNA, 594 nt
Organism: Dromiciops gliroides (monito del monte)
Lineage: Eukaryota; Metazoa; Chordata; Mammalia; Microbiotheria; Microbiotheriidae
Product: 28S ribosomal protein S24, mitochondrial-like
Biological process (GO): translation
Cellular component (GO): mitochondrion
Source: RefSeq, a predicted model, not a curated record
AUGCAGACCCAGCCCCAGCCCCAGAGAAUCAGGCCUCUGGAACCUUGGAAGCAGCUGAGGCAGCAGCUACUUCUGGAACUCAACUCAUGGACUUGUGAGGAGGUAGAGCACAGCUGGUUCAGCCAGUGGGUGGCCGUUUCUGGGGUCCCAGAGCUGCUGUCCACCAGCCGCAGCAUCCACACAACCGAGGUUUGCUGCAAGAACCGAGCACCGGUCCGAGUGGGGAAGGGGGACAAGCCUGUAACCUACGAGCAAGCCCACCCCCCACACUUCAUCGCUCACCACAAGGGCUGGCUGCCCCUGCACACGAGUAACCUGAACGGAGAGGAGGGGGCUGCCGAAAGGACUGUGGAGGACGUCUUCCUCCGAAAGUUCCCGUUCGGCACCUUCCCGGGCUGCCUGGCCAACCAGGUGGUCGUCAAGCGUCGGGCCAACCAGCUGGUCAUCUGCCUGCUGCUACUACAGCACAUGCUGCUGUCCAAGAUGUACUUCCCUGUGGGCUAUAGCGAGGCGCUGCUCUCCACCUUCUACAAGUGCCCGGUGAACCUGUGCCUGCAAACUGUGGCCCACAAGCCAGUGUACAAGUACAUCUAG